Molecule: messenger RNA, 1292 nt
Organism: Oncorhynchus tshawytscha (Chinook salmon)
Lineage: Eukaryota; Metazoa; Chordata; Actinopteri; Salmoniformes; Salmonidae
Exons: 1
Coding region: 2-745 (247 amino acids)
Source: RefSeq, a predicted model, not a curated record
GAUGGGCUAUGUUCCCUCCAUGUACCUGCAGCCCUACAACAACCCACGUGCUGGCCUCCACACCCUGCAGAGGAAGCUGCACAGCUCCUCUCUCAAUCUGGCAACCCUCAUGAACAGCUCUACUCUCAACCUGGCAUCAAGUGGUGGAAGCCAAUCUAGCAACCGCUACCCAGCCACCCUGUAUGAGGAGACAGAGCUUAAGGAGCAUACUACCCAGCCCAGGGGUAAUCCGUACCGGGCUCCCCAUCUCCAAAAGACCCGCUCUCUGGAGCUCCUGUCUGAGACCCGUCUCGGCAUGACCGUCCCUCCAUCCCAAAGAGAGAGAGAAGACCUGGAGUCAAAGCCGAAUCCGGAAAUCCGCAAGAGCACUAUCAGCGGGGAAGAGUCCUCCAUCUCUGACUUCAGCUCGUCAGGAAUUGAGUCUCUGGGCCGGAGUGUCAGGGCAUAUUCCUCCAGUGAGGAGGACCCCCUAAGCCCCCCACACAGCCCCAAGUCCUCACCCGAGCCAGGGGAGAGGAAUAGUGGCCACAGCCGCCCAGAUGAGACCCUCUCCUCCAGCUCCAGGCCUGAGGCUGGAUCCUGUAAGAUGCCCACCGCUGCCCCCAGGGUGCCCACGCGACCCAGAGCCCAUGAGAUCCUGACUCGGUGUACCACUAUUACCCGCAAAGCUGCCCUAGCCUCCAGGGGGGAGUUCUCCCUGCAGGACCCCAUCCAGACCCACGAGAAAGGUUGGCAGCAGUGGUAGGGGAAGUGGGAGACAGGGUCACGGGGAGCCGUGGGGAGUGCUGGUUUUGGGGUUGGGUUUAAACUCGUCUCUCGUGGUUGACUUUACAUGUAGCGCAAUACUUUGAGAAUGGCUCAUGAGACUAUGGUUAAAUUAGCAUAAGAACGCCUAUGCUGUAUGCUACACUAACUAUGCCUCCAUCCAACAAUUUUUAUGUGAGUAAUGUACCUGUCAAAUAAAAAACUCUUGACAGGCCUUUUAUCCAUAAUCAGAGUUAAGAUGGGAAGGAAACACAUUGUUCUUUAUUCAGUAACUUAAAAGUUAUGUGACAAAGUACUUUUUCAGAUGUGUAAAGUCUCAUACGCUUUAGAUCUACCCCUUUGUAGUUGACCAAUGACUGGUUUGUUUGUAGUUGACCAAUGACUGGUUUGUUUGUUGUAGCCUACAUUUCAUUCUAUUGGUGUCUGAAGUCACUGUUAUUCCAUACUGGAAUUUUACUGUAACUAUUUACCAUUACUGUCUGUAUGCCUUAUAUGCACGUCUAACUAAUAUAGUGUGCAUUAAACAA